AUGAAGUCCUUCAUUUGGUCCGCUAUCGCCCUUCUAGCCACAGCAGUGGUCUCUGCAUCCGCAGGUGAUGUGGUAACAUUGAACAAUAUGCAAGAAUUCGACGCUGCCAUCAAUUCAAAUGAUCUCGUGCUCCUGAAGUUCUAUGCUCCAUGGUGUCCUCAUUGUCAAUCAUUAAAGCCAGAAUACGAGAAGGCCGCUACAGAGCUACAAGCUGAUAAAAUCAUGCUGGCCGAAGUGGAUUGUACCGUCAACAAUGUUAUUUGUGCCAAAUACAACGUCCAAGGAUACCCCACAAUGCAAAUGUUUAGAAAGGGCCGCCCCAGCGAUAUCUAUAACAAGGAGCGUAAAUCAGACAGCAUUACUAAAUACAUGAGAGCUCAUUUGUUAUCAGAUCUCACCGAAAUCAAGUCAAAGACGGAACUGGACAACCUACGAGAAAAGGAAGCACUGUUAGCUGUCGCUUAUAUUUCACCUGAAGAUAAAUCUUCUUUGGAUUCAUGGAAGGCUCUCUCUGAAAAGUUGGUGGAUGACUUCGCAUUUGGUGUUGUCACUGAUCAGUCCAUUAUGCAAGCAGAGAAUGUUGCAUCAUCGCCUAGCGUCGUCUUGUAUAAACACUUUGAUAAUCUGCGUGAUGUCCGCACUGGAUCCAUUGUUCCUGAUCAAAUCGAGGACUUUAUCAAGGUCAAUGCUGUGCCUUUGUUGGCUGAAGUGGAGAGCCAUACAUUCAUGGACUAUGUCGAUGCCGGUCGCCCUCUUGCCUAUAUCUUUUCCAAUUCUCAAGAGAUGAAGAGCCAAAUGCAUCAAUUGUUCUGGCCAUUGGCGCAGAAAUACAAGGGUGUGUUUAGUUUUGCUCAUAUCGACGCUAAUCAAUACGCUUCACAAGCAGAUUUCUUGUCUCUGAACAGCACAUGGCCAGCUGUAGCUGUUCAUAACUUUAAAACAGGUGCCCGCUUCCCUCUUGAUCAAAGCAAGGCUAUCAAUGAACAGGAAGUUUCCUUCUUUUUGGAUAAAAUUGUCCAAGGUCAAGCUGAGCCUGCAUUGAAAUCUCAGAGCUUUCCAGUUCGCAAGCCUGAGGAUGCAGUCAAGGUAGUUGUUGGAAAGGAUUUCGAAGACAUUGUGAUGGACAAGUCCAAAGACGUGCUUUUGGAGAUAUACGCUCCCUGGUGCGGUCAUUGUCAAGCUCUAGCACCUACAUAUCAGCAAUUGGGCCAAGUAAUGCAGGUGAACAAUGCUGAAAAGGACCAUGGUGUGGUGAUUGCCAAGAUGGACGGUACUGUCAAUGAUGUUCCUCUUUCUGCAGGCUUUUCGGUAAAGGGCUAUCCCACCAUUAAGCUGUUCAAAGCCAAUACGAAUACAAUCGUGGAUUACACAGGCCAGCGCACGCUUCAUGAUUUUGUUAAAUUCCUGAAUGAUCACUCCACCAAGCAAUCCUUGAAAAUCGAUUUAACAAGUCUUCCUCAGCCCGGUGAAAAGAUGAUUGAACCAUCUGAACAAGAAGCAAUUGAAAAACACGAUGAGCUCUAA
Mucor velutinosus is the source of this 1524-nucleotide messenger RNA. It is a transcript of the gene SLM5, whose product is annotated as asparaginyl-tRNA synthetase. Gene Ontology annotation, biological process: protein folding; response to endoplasmic reticulum stress. Gene Ontology annotation, cellular component: endoplasmic reticulum. Gene Ontology annotation, molecular function: protein disulfide isomerase activity. Lineage: Eukaryota; Fungi; Mucoromycota; Mucoromycetes; Mucorales; Mucoraceae. The record is from RefSeq and is a predicted model, not a curated record. The transcript is spliced from 2 exons. The coding region runs from base 1 to 1524 and encodes 507 amino acids.